UCCACUCAGUCAGUCCCCAACCCCCUCACUUCAUCCAAACCCCUCCUCUCGUCCCAUCGACACCGCGCUGAGACCGCGUGUCUCGCCCGAGAAUAGCCUGCCGAGCGCGUCAGAAUGUAUGUUUCUCUCCGCGUUGCGUCUAUAGACAGGGGAAGGGUAUGGAACUCGACUGGACAUCCACGCCUCUCCACAAACAGAUCUCGGCGCGGAGUUGAAACACACGCCGCAUGGACCCCGCGAGUCAUUCGUGAGGCGGGGAGGGGGGAGAUGAAACAUGGCGUUGAAGACAGGGAGGCCAAUCGCGGUGGGGUUUUGGAUGUGAGUUGUUUUGCUAUCUCUUUUGGGGACCUUGCAGAAGAUGGAAUGAAUAUGUCUCGAUUAGAGGGAUGGAAGGGCUAGAAAGAAUAAAAGUGCUGGAAGCCUUGGAAAUGUUAGAAGCAAGCUCAAAAUAGAUCAGAGCAGUAGGAUCCCAAUUCACCUCCAAUUCCCUCCUGCGGUGCUGCGUGAUACUAUCCGUAACACAGAUUAAUUAUAUCCAAACCAGGCCAGAAUCAAUCCCAUCUCCUCUCCCAAUAAUAAGUGCCCAAGCUGCAGGUACAAACUGUCUGUACAACACACGCACGAGCGCAGUAUAUAUAGGUCACGUGACCUAUAUCACGUGACCUAUAUCGCCAACAUUUAACAAUUGGAACUCGGGUAGGCUUGGCGUUACUUGGCAUACUUUAUUCUUGUUGAUUUGGGCACCUCGGAAUAUUUUUCUCAGCCUCAGCCUCGUGGUAGCGCCCUACACAUCUACGAGUGACAACUAAGAACAGGGGCUUUUUUGUCAAGUUUGUUUGGCUUGUUUGGGAUAGAGGCUUAGGUGCUGGAUACGGCGCGAACGACUGGGAAGUGGACGAUUUCGAAAGACGCGACGCCACGGCGCGGUUUGGGAGGGUUUGAGGACGCCCCGACGACUAGACGAUAUGGCGGACGAGGGGGGUAAUGAUACGGAGAUGAGGGUGGAUGAUGUGGAGGAUACUACGAUGAAGAUGGACGACCCAGUCGACACCCCCGCGAAGGUCGACGACGAAGCCGAUACCCCGAUGCGAACAGACGACGCAGCCACCACCCCCAAGCCAGACGACCACGAUGACUCCUCCUCCUCCAGCGACUCCGAUUCCGAUUCCGACUCCGAACCCUCCUCCCCCAAAGAAUGGCUAGCAACAAGUCGCCAGCGCCGCUCCACAGCCGGCAACCGCCUCUCGACCCUCCUCCAAGCCGCCGCCGCCGACGACGACCUCGAGCUCCUCUUCGCCGAAGACGAAGAUGACGCCGGUUUCUCUGACGAAGGCGACGCCGCCUCAGAUGUGCAGAUGGACUCCUCCUCCGAUGAAGAGGAUGCUGGUCCCUCCGCUCCCGGCGCGGAAGAUCUCGAGGGGGAGGCGGAACUUCAGAGAAUCGCGAAAGCGGAGAGGAUUGCUAAGAAGAGGAAGGCUGCGUCGGGGAUUCCGGCGGCGUUGAGGAAGAAGCCUCGCGUGGCUGACAGAGCGGAGACGGAGGCGGCGCCGAGGCCGAAGAAGAAGUCGGAGAGGGCGAGCUGGAUUCCGUCUGCUGAAGAAGCCCCCCUGCGCGCCUCAGACCGAAAGACCACGAAAUUAAGCAAGGAGCAGUUAUACGUACAGAUGCAAGACCGCGAGCGCAAGCGCGUGCGUCAGCUCGCCAACAUGGAGAAAGCCGCGCGAAAGCGCGAAGCAGAACGCCGACCGGAACGCACGCAGGAAGAUCGCCUAGCGGAGGCGGCGCGGAUAGAGAAGCGGAAUGCGAAGAGUCUCAAUCGGUGGGAGGAGGCGGAGAGGAUUAGGGAGGAGGAGCAGAGGGCGAAACUGGCGGCACUGCAUAAUCGACGGUUGGAGGGGCCGGUGAUUACGUAUUGGAGUGGGAGGGCGACGUGGGAGGGGGAUAGGUUGAGGACGGUGGGGAGGGAUGUGGUUAUUGAGGAGAGGGAGAAGCCGAGGAAGAGGAAGGGAGGGGAGGGGGAGGAGGGGAGGGGAAAGGGGAAGAUGGGGCCGCCGGCUGCGGUGGGGGGGGCGGCUGUUAAAGUUGAAGGAGCUGCGGCAGAUUCGGCGUCAAUGCCGCCGCCGGUGGUUGAUACGAAGGCUACACCGUCUAUGUUGAAUGGGACGACGCCUCUCCCUGGGUUUGCGCCUACGGCAGCACCGCCAUCGGCUUCGACGGCCCCUUAUACGUCGCCCGCGCCAGUGGCUCCAGCAGCUCCUGUCGCUCCCUCCGCAUCACCGUCGGUCGCAGCUCCGCCAUCCUCUGCCACCCCUGCUCCAGCAGCUGGAUCUGUAGCUAGUUCUGCUGCACCACAACCAGAAUCUACCGCUGCCCCAACAUCAGUAACGGAACCUGCAACAACAGCGCCUGCAGCCGAAACUGCUGCACCGCAACCGGAAACCACAGCUCCCGCUACUCUAGCAACGGAACCUACAGCCGCCCCUGUCGCACCAGGAGUGCCUUCUGCUGUCUCCGAAUCCACCGCUGUCCCCCCACUAACUGUGCAAGCUGCACCACCACCAGCUCCCGAAACCGCACCUCAACCAGCGCCAAAAGCCGCGCCUUCAACCCAAACGCCUCCCAUACCAACCGACACCGCAUCUACCGUCCCCAAACUCGUCCCAUCUCCAACGGAGCCCUUCAAGCUCAACCCCGCUGUCCCACCAACCACACAAUCUGCCCCGCCACCAGCUGGAGAUGCCGCUCCUCCAGUUACCGCACCUCCAGCCACCGCCUCAUCAGCUGUAGACGCUGCACCUCCAGCUCCCACACAACCCACCACCUCCACCACUGACCCCUCACCCCCCACCCAACCCACCGAGCCCAUCUCCCCCCCCGCCCCCGCCUCCCAACCUACACCUCAAACCUCAACGCGCUCAUCCUAACCUCCUUCUCCGAAACCGCCCUGCGCGACAAAUCAACCCAAACCGCAAUCCUCUUCCGCGGCAACCGGUUCUCCAAACUGCCGCGCCCGCCGCCGCCUCCUAUCUGCCCCAUAACGGGGUUGCCGGCGAGGUUCAAGGAUCCAAAGACGGGGAUGCGGUAUGCGAAUGCUUAUGCGUUUAAGGAGAUUAGGAGACUGGUUGCGGGGGGAGGGACAUGGAGUAGCUUGUUGGGGGCGUGGGUGGG
Pseudogymnoascus destructans is the source of this 3168-nucleotide messenger RNA. RefSeq lists its product as uncharacterized. The coding region runs from base 966 to 2924 and encodes 652 amino acids. The record is from RefSeq and is a predicted model, not a curated record. The transcript has a single exon. Lineage: Eukaryota; Fungi; Ascomycota; Leotiomycetes; Thelebolales; Thelebolaceae. Gene Ontology annotation, cellular component: nucleus. Gene Ontology annotation, molecular function: ATP-dependent H2AZ histone chaperone activity. Gene Ontology annotation, biological process: chromatin remodeling; regulation of DNA-templated transcription.